CUGACGCUUAUCUUAUCGCAUGCCCCCGCCUCUCUCUCUCUCAGGCUGUGACUCCGCAACGCCUCAACCAGACAGAAUUACCUUCCCUCUUAUCUUCGCCCUGAAGUCUUCCACUCGAACCUCAAUUUUGAUCCCACCGAGCCCUAGAAACAGGGUUUCCCUCUCAAUCUCCUAUCAAGACGCCAACUCCGACCUCCCAACAAAAAUGCCAGCCCCGGGAACCCCCCUCAAACUCCUCUGCCUGCACGGCUACACGCAAUCCGGGCCCCUCUUCCACGCGAAAACCCGCGCCGUGAUCAAACACCUCACCAAGGCUCUCAGCCCAACCUACACCGUGACCACCACCUACCCGACCGGCCCGCACCGCCUCCUCCCCUCCGACAUCCCGGGCUACGAGCCACCAACCACCCAAGGCGGGAUCUCCACACAAGACGCCGCCGCCGCCGCAGCAGCACAAGACAACGACGACCCGGAAGCGUAUGGCUGGUUCCGCCGGUCCAACACGGCCCACCCGCCGCUCUACGCGGGACUUGAGGAGGGGCUGACUACGCUGGCGCAGGUCAUCCGCGACGAGGGCCCGUUCGACGCGGUGAUCGGGUUCUCGCAGGGGGCGGCGAUGGCGGCGAUGGUGGCGGCGCUGCUGGAAAUGGGGCGCGUGAAGGAAGUGUGUCCGCAGUACGAGGAUGCGGAGGUCGCAUGUCGGGGCACGGAGUUUAGUGGGGUCCCGGGGUUCAAAGUGCCGGAGGCGUUCAGGGCGCAGACGCUCGAGCUCGGAGGCAACCAGGGCCCGUUGAAGUUCGCGGUGUGCUACAGUGGGUUCCGCGCGCCGGGGCCGCGGUAUCGCGCUUUCUAUGAGCCGGGGAUCAAGACGCCGGUGUUGCAUGUACUGGGGUCGUUGGAUGCGGUGGUGGAUGAGGGGCGGAGUCGGGCGUUGAUUGAGGCGUGUGCGGGGGAGCCGGAGGCGGAGGGCAGGGUGGUGUUUCAUCCGGGAGGCCACUUUGUGCCCAGUCAGCGGCCCUAUCUGGAUGCGGUGGUUAGGUUUAUUAAGGAGGUUUUGGCGGAGGCGGAGGAGGCUGAGGGGGGCAGCAAGAAGAAGGGUGUUAUGGAUGAGGAUGUUAACGACAUGGAGUUGCCGUUUUAGAUCCAUACAUCGAAGGGGAUAAGGAUGAAUAGAUAGAUGUAUAGAGAGGGGGAAGACUCAAAAGACUAGUACUAUAGAUAUAAUCGUCA
Aspergillus saccharolyticus JOP 1030-1 is the source of this 1230-nucleotide messenger RNA. RefSeq names its product alpha/beta hydrolase. Lineage: Eukaryota; Fungi; Ascomycota; Eurotiomycetes; Eurotiales; Aspergillaceae. Gene Ontology annotation, cellular component: cytoplasm; nucleus. The coding region runs from base 20 to 1141 and encodes 373 amino acids. The transcript has a single exon. The record is from RefSeq and is a predicted model, not a curated record.